CCAGUGCCAGACGCCGCGGUGGAAGGGGCCUGUUGCGCGCUCUCUCCUGGCACGGUUCAGCGCUGCUCGGCUUGGCGGGGGUUUCACGUCGUCGGUGUUCGGCGGGCGAGAUGCGCGCGUACGCGGGCGGAGGCGGCGUCGUGCGCCGGGCGUCCCUCCGCUUCUAGCGGGCUCCGUCGGCCGCGACAUGUGACCCGGCACGCGUCGGCUGCCUACUCCGGACGUUCGCGACUUCCUUGCUCUGCGCCUCCGGAGCGAACAUGCAGCUGAGUCACGUGGUGUUCACGCUGCUGCUGGGCGCCAUCUUCGGUGUGCUGUCGGCGUCGCUGAGCAAGGCGCUGCGCUACCAGGCGCCCGACGAGUGCAAGUGGGUGGCGACGGACGACGACGACGGCGACGCGGUGUCGCUGGUGUGUCGGCUGCGCACCAUCAACAGCGAGCUGGAGAACACCAACUUCUCCGUGAUCCAGCCGCAGCACACGGUGCGACUGCGGCUCGAGUGCAGCGACGCGCUGCUGUUCCAGAGCUCGCUGAGUCCGGGCAGCUUCCGGCCCUUGGUCGACCUGCGCGAGCUCGCCGUCGAGUACUGCAAGAUAGGCAACCUGUCGGCGGGUGCGUUCAACGGUCUGCGCAACCUGCGCAAUCUCACGCUGCGCACGCACAACACCGAGUGGUCGGCCAUGACGCUGAACGUGGAUCCGGGCGCCUUCAACGAGGAGCUGGGGCUGUUGGAGCAGCUUGACCUCGGCGAGAACAACAUGUGGACGCUGCCGGAGGGCGCGUUCUGCCCGCUGCACAGCCUCGAGGUGCUCAACCUGACGAGGAACCGGCUGCGAGACGUGUCCGGGUUCCAGUUCGGCCUGGCGUCGCCGUCGCUCGCACCGUCGGAGCGCUGCGGUGGCAACCUCCGAGUCCUGGACGCGUCUAACAACUCGAUCGACUCCCUGCACCCGGCCACCUUCUCCGGCCUGUCGCGGCUGCAGAGGCUCAACCUGCAGGGCAAUGUCCUGUCAUUCCUCGCCGACCGCGCCCUCGAGGGGCUGACAGCCCUUGUCGAGCUGCGACUCGCCGACAACAGGCUGUCCAACCUCCCGCCAGAGCUGUUCGCCGACACGAGGGACAUCAAGGAGGUGUACCUGCAGAACAACUCCAUUAACGUGCUGGCGCCAGGACUGUUCAACGACCUGUCCCAGCUAGUGGUGCUCGACCUGUCGCGGAACGAACUGACGGCGGAGUGGGUGAACACGGCAACGUUCACGGGCCUGGUGCGUCUUGUGGUGCUGGACCUGUCGCACAACAGGAUAGCGCGGCUCGAGACCUCGGUGUUCAGGGAUCUCUACAGCAUGCAGAUACUGAGGCUCGACAACAACCUCAUAGAGACGAUACCUGAAAACACUUUCUCCGCUCUCUACAACCUCCACACGCUCAUUCUAUCGGAUAACAAGAUAGCACUCUUGAACAGCUACAUGUUCAACGGCCUUCAUGUUCUCAGUCUGUUAUCGCUAGAUAACAAUGCUAUCAUGUCUAUUCAUCCUGACGCAUUAAAAAACUGUUCCAGUCUUCAGGACCUACACCUAAAUGGUAAUAAGUUAGUGGAAGUUCCAACUAUGCUCUCCGAUGUCCCGCUCCUUAAAACUUUAGAUCUGGGAGAAAAUCACAUAAUCAGAAUAGCCAAUACAUCCUUAAAUUCCAUGGUUCAUCUUUAUGGCCUAAGGCUGACAGACAACAACAUUGGCAACAUAACCAAAGGUACAUUCGACAAAAUGACAGCGCUGAAAAUACUCAACUUGUCUCGGAACAAGAUACAAGCUGUACAGGCUGGGACUUUCGACUCAAACAUCAACCUGCAGGCAAUUCGCCUUGACGGAAACGACUUGUCAGAUAUCGGUGGUCUGUUUACCAAGCUCCCCAAUCUGAUAUGGCUCAACAUUUCUGACAACCAGCUGGAGUGGUUUGACUACGCACUCAUCCCGACAGGUCUGAAAUGGCUGGACAUCCACGCGAACCGCAUUAAAGAGUUAGGCAACUACUUCGAGAUAGAAAACCAGCUUCAUCUCAGCACAUUUGACGCCAGUUUCAACCAGCUUACAGAAAUUACGGGCAGUGCAAUACCCGACAGUGUCGAAAUGCUUUAUCUCAACGGGAACAAAAUCAGUAAAGUGCAAUCUUACACUUUUUUCAAGAAGCCGAACUUAACGAAGGUAGACUUGUAUGGGAAUAAAAUAACCAGUCUCACACAGAACACACUAAGGAUAUCAGCAGUAACACCUUUGAAAACUCUGCCGGAAUUCUAUAUCGGCGGAAACCCUUACCAGUGCGACUGCAGCAUGGACUGGCUACAAAGAAUCAACGUGGACAACCGCGCGAGAACACAGCCACACAUCAUGGACCUGGAGAGCAUCUACUGCAAGCUGCACUACAACCGCGGCAGGAUAUUCGUUCCGCUGGUGGAGGUGGCGCCAUCGCAGUUCCUGUGCGAGUACGAAUCGCACUGCUUCGCCCUGUGCCACUGCUGCGACUUCGACGCAUGCGACUGCGAGAUGACGUGUCCGAGGAACUGCACGUGCUACAACGAUCAGUCGUGGUCCGCGAACGUCGUCGACUGCACGCACGCCGGCUAUGCGGGAAGCCUCCCGGAGAGGAUCCCGAUGGACGCGACGCAACUGUACCUGGACGGGAACGACAUCCGGUCUCUCGGCAGCCACGCGUUCAUCGGGCGGAAACGUUUGAAAAUCCUUUUCCUCAACGCAUCGAACAUCGACACCAUUCGGAACCGCACUUUCAAUGGACUGAAGGAAUUAGACGUGUUGCGUUUGGAUAACAAUAAAUUACGCGAGUUAAAAGGUUACGAGUUCGACGGCCUUGAUUCGCUAAAAGAACUUUACCUAAACAACAACAGACUAUCCUCGAUCCAUAACAUGACCUUUUCUUCCCUCACUAAACUGCAAAAACUUCACCUGGACCACAACCAGCUAACCGCGUACGCUGUGUGGCAUCUCUCCUCAGAACUGACGGACAUAACUUUAUCGGUGAAUCCGUGGACUUGCGACUGCGAAUACAACGAUGCGUUUCGCUCGUGGCUCCAGGUGGCUGCCACUUCUGUGAAAGACCUCACCGACCUGAGGUGCGUGCGGAACGCGGGGAACGACACGAUGAGCGAAGACGACGGCGAGCAAGGCUUCUUCCUACUGCACGACAACACGACUUCGUGCGUCGGCGCGAACACCAUCGAGGAGUUCGUGAACGCGACCGCGAACGAGACGAUAAUACAGCGGCAGGACGUCCAGGACUACCUGCCGCUGGUGAUCGCGACCUUGUGCGCGUUCGGGAUGGUGGUGCUCGCCACGCUGCUGGUGUUCGUGUUCCGACAGGAGAUGCGCGUGUGGCUGCACUCACGCUACGGCGUCCGGCUCUUUCACCGCAACACCGACACGGACGCCGACGACUGCAACAAGCUGUUCGACGCGUUCGUCAGCUACAGCUCCAAGGACGAGGCUUUCGUGGCGGAGGAGCUGGCGCCGAACUUGGAGCACGGCGAUCCCUCGUACCGCCUGUGCCUGCACUACCGCGACUUCCCCGUCGGCGCCUACAUCGCCGACACCAUCGUGCAGGCGGUGGAGUCGUCGCGGCGCACCAUCAUGGUGCUGUCGGAGAACUUCAUAAAGUCCGAGUGGUGUCGGUUCGAGUUCAAGUCGGCGCACCACCAGGUGCUGCGCGACAGGCGGCGGCGCCUGAUCGUCGUGCUGCUGGGCGACGUGCCGCAGAAGGACCUGGACCCGGACAUUCGGCUGUACCUCAAGACCAACACCUACCUGCGGUGGGGGGACAAGCUGUUCUGGGAGAAGCUGAGGUUCGCGCUGCCCGACGUGCCGAACAACCAGCGCCGGCGGCGCGCUGGCGGCAGCGUGCACCACGUGGUGCGACACCACGUGCAUCACCACAACAACCACCACGCCCACCCCAACAACGCGUCGGCGUCGCCGCAGAACCCGGGGUCGGCGCCGCGCGCUGUCGCCAUACACAUAUAGUGUCUGUGAUAACCACGAGUGAAUUCUCGAGUGAUCGCCGUGCCAGCACGGCCUAGUGUAAAUAUUCCUCCCCUUCCAUGGAGUUCCGUGUACAUAGCGUUCAGUGACGUGCUGUGAGAUAAUGUCGCAGUGACGAUUUGUAAAUAAAAGAAAGCGCACGAAAUAAUUUAUUGUGAUCAUGGGAGUGUUUUGUGACGUCCGUCCAAUAGGAAGUGAACGUGGCAUAGAAGUGAUCAUGGUGCUAUAUUCAUCUGUUCCUUCAGUCGACCAACUAAGGUAAAGCAAUAUUUUCAUGUUUUUCUACAGACAUUUUAUAUGCCUCUGGCUUAAUUUACCUUGUACUUAGCUAUACUUAAAAGGGUUUUUAAUUUGCAUAAAUUCAACGACUGUUUCCACAAAAAGAACGAACGCAGUAAUUCAUGAAUACAGUAGUAUACGAAUUCCCUAGUGUCCAAUUUUACGAAAGUGAUAUGUGGCCACUGUUUAUUGUUUAUAUAUUUUUAUAUAAAAUGUGAAUUAAAGGCGACGUACUUCACGAUGACAGAAAUAUAUUAUGUAAAUAAGUGCCUUACUAUUGAGGGAUUUAAAGCGCUAAAUAAAAUCCCAUUUUGAAAGUGACUCCUGUGUUAUUAUUUCAUGCAAAACUCCCGGAAUAGUAAAAAAAACCCGUAAAAGUUAUAAAACGUAAAAAAAGGAAGGAAUUUUGUUACAAAUAGUAAAAUUAUAUAUAAAGGUGGUCUAUAUUUAGCUCUGAAUGAAA
Bacillus rossius redtenbacheri is the source of this 4788-nucleotide messenger RNA. RefSeq names its product toll-like receptor Tollo (gene Tollo). The transcript has a single exon. The record is from RefSeq and is a predicted model, not a curated record. Gene Ontology annotation, molecular function: protein binding. Gene Ontology annotation, biological process: signal transduction. Gene Ontology annotation, cellular component: extracellular matrix. NCBI's taxonomy places the organism in Eukaryota, Metazoa, Arthropoda, Insecta, Phasmatodea, Bacillidae. Bases 261 to 4028 code for a protein of 1255 amino acids.